UCGUCACGUUGGGAAGAGAAGGAGGAAGUAAAAAAAGAGUGAAGUGGACAGAAGUGUGAGCCCGACUGUCAUUUAACGCUGUUACUUCACUGCUACUUUACCCGCUGAGCACCAUGGCUGAAGCAGACAUUGCACUGAUUGGUUUGGCUGUCAUGGGCCAAAACCUCAUCAUGAAUAUGAAUGACCACGGCUUUGUGGUCUGUGCUUACAACCGAACCGUGUCGAAGGUGCAUGACUUCCUGAAUAAAGAGGCAAAGGGCUCCAAGGUGAUUGGGGCAGAGUCUCUGGAAGACAUGGUGUCCAAGCUGAAGAAGCCCAGGAGGAUCAUCCUGCUUGUCAAGGCCGGACAGGCUGUGGACGACUUCAUUGAUAAGCUGGUUCCUCUCCUCGAGGCUGGAGAUAUCAUCAUCGACGGUGGCAACUCUGAAUACAGAGACACAACACGGCGGUGUAAGAGCAUGAAAGAGAAAGGCCUGCUGUUUGUCGGCAGUGGGGUCAGUGGUGGAGAGGAAGGGGCUCGUUAUGGACCUUCACUCAUGCCAGGAGGACAUAAAGAGGCCUGGCCACACAUAAAAGACAUCUUCCAGAGCAUCGCCGCCAAAGUCGGAACAGGAGAACCUUGUUGUGACUGGGUUGGAGAUGAGGGUGCAGGUCAUUUUGUGAAAAUGGUCCAUAAUGGCAUUGAGUAUGGCGACAUGCAGCUGAUUUGUGAGGCCUACCACCUGAUGAAGGAUGUUCUGGGCAUGGACCAUGAUGAGAUGGCACAGGCUUUCGACAGCUGGAACAAGACAGAGUUGGACUCCUUCCUUAUUGAGAUCACGGCUAACAUCUUUAAAUACCGGGACUCUGAUGGUACACAUCUGCUGCCCAAGAUCCGCGACAGUGCUGGACAGAAAGGCACAGGGAAGUGGACGGCCAUUUCAGCCCUGGAGUACGGCACACCUGUGACUCUGAUCGGGGAAGCUGUCUUUGCCAGAUGCCUGUCCUCUCUCAAGGAUGAGAGAGUGGAGGCCAGCCGCAGCCUUUCAGGGCCACAGGGGGUCAAAUUCAGUGGUGACAAGGCCGCCUUCCUGGAGGACAUCAGAAAGGCUCUGUACGCCUCCAAGAUCAUUUCCUACGCACAGGGCUUCAUGCUGCUGCGGCAGGCAGCCAAAGAAUUCUGCUGGUCCCUGAACUACGGCGGGAUCGCUCUGAUGUGGAGAGGAGGCUGCAUUAUCAGAAGCGUCUUCCUGGGUAAAAUCAAAGAGGCGUUCGACAGAGACGCUGAGCUGCAGAACUUGCUGCUGGACUCUUUCUUCAGCAACGCUGUGCAGGACUGUCAGGAGUCAUGGCGCAGAACAGUCAGCACUGGAGUUCAGCACGGCAUCCCGAUGCCCUGCUUCACCACAGCUCUGUCCUUCUUUGAUGGUUACAGACAUGAAAAGCUGCCAGCCAACCUCUUGCAGGCCCAGAGAGAUUACUUUGGAGCCCACACAUAUGAACUGCUGUCAAAGCCUGGAACUUUCAUCCACACCAACUGGACAGGCCACGGAGGAAAUGUCUCCUCCUCGUCCUACAAUGCUUAAGGUUCAUCUUCACGCGACUGAAAAACACAAAAAAGAUGAAAGUUUUCUGUGAGAGAAGCCAUGUUACACAUUCCAUCUUUAUAACCACGCCUCAAUAUUUAAGAGCCACUCCCCCAAAAAUCACCUUUAUCUGUCUUUUACUCCUCUCAAAGACGUGCUGUUGCAGUUUUUAUUUAUCAAGAAGUGAAAUUAUAAAUUAUGUGGGGUCAUACACCCUGUGUGUUUUGGCUUUGCGACUUUUAUUACAGUCACAAGAGGAAGGAGCAACAAAGCGUUCACUCCAUCUGGAUACUGUGGACAUUCUGCUGUCUGUCAGGCUAAUGUUCACCAGUCAUGUUAGGCCCAGGGUUCACCGUGUUAAUACUGGAUUAAGUUGAACCAUUGCACUGUACUGUGUUAGGCUAAAUAAAGAUUUCAAUCCCUUUAUAA
This is a messenger RNA of Centropristis striata (black sea bass), 1994 nucleotides long. It is a transcript of the gene pgd, whose product is annotated as phosphogluconate dehydrogenase. Gene Ontology annotation, molecular function: NADP binding; phosphogluconate dehydrogenase (decarboxylating) activity. The record is from RefSeq and is a predicted model, not a curated record. Bases 114 to 1565 code for a protein of 483 amino acids. The transcript has 13 exons. NCBI's taxonomy places the organism in Eukaryota, Metazoa, Chordata, Actinopteri, Perciformes, Serranidae. Gene Ontology annotation, biological process: pentose-phosphate shunt, oxidative branch; pentose-phosphate shunt. Gene Ontology annotation, cellular component: cytosol.